Molecule: messenger RNA, 1045 nt
Organism: Coccomyxa subellipsoidea C-169
Lineage: Eukaryota; Viridiplantae; Chlorophyta; Trebouxiophyceae; Coccomyxaceae
Product: light harvesting complex a protein
Exons: 7
Coding region: 37-804 (255 amino acids)
Biological process (GO): photosynthesis, light harvesting in photosystem I; response to light stimulus
Cellular component (GO): membrane
Source: RefSeq, a predicted model, not a curated record
GAAGUUUUGAUUGAGCACCGUGGGACGGUCGCCAGCAUGAACACCUCCAUGUUGACCUCCUCCUUCGUCAGCAGGGCGGCAGCUCGCCCUGCGCAGGCCCGUCCCCUCCCGAGCAACGGCUCGCGGGUCUGCAUGAAAGCGGGCAACUGGUUGCCCGGCAGCAAGACUCCUGCGUACCUCGAGGACCUUCCAGGGUCGUAUGGAUUCGACCCUCUGAAGCUCGGAGAGGACCCCGCCUCCCUGAAGUGGUAUGUGCAGUCUGAGCUGGUGCACUCCCGCUUUGCUAUGGCCGCAGUGGCCGGCAUCUUGAUCCCCGAGGUCCUGAAGGCAUUUGGCGCUGUCAACCUGCCGGUGUGGUAUGAGGCUGGCAAGUACGCGCAGGAGAGCUCGCCCAUUCCAUUCAACACACUGAUCGCCCUGGAGAUCUUCGCGUUCAACUUCGUGGAGAUCAAGAGAUGGCAGGACUUCAAGAAGCCCGGCAGCCAGGGAGAGGAGGGCAGCUUUGUGGGCCUCGAGGGCUUCUUCAAGGGCACCGGCGAGAACGGAUACCCAGGCGGCGUCUUCGACCCCCUCGGCCUCUCCAAGGGCCCCGGCUACGAGGCAAUGAAGCUCAGGGAAAUCAAGAACGGCCGCCUCGCCAUGCUCGCCUUCAUCGGCUUCGCAUCACAGUACCUGGCCACUGGCAAGGGACCCAUUGAGAACCUGUUGGACCACUUGUCAAACCCCCUGGCAAACAACUUCACCACCAAUGGCACCUCCCUCCCAGCACAGGCUCACCCUCUGCUGUCUGUGCUCAAGCCCUGAGACCUGGUGGCGUUGUGCCCAAGAGAAGGCUUGGCAUUGGAGUGCAUUUACCACCAGCCUACUGUGUAUCCUGUCUGUCCCUCGAGAAGACUAUUGUAAAGCAAUUGAGCGAAUUGAGGCUAUUGCCUGUUUGAAGGGUUGUUUAGAAAGAGAUAUCAUCUGCCUGCCGUUUGGACAAAUGCUUCAAUGGAUGUGGAAAACAGAGAGGCAUAAGUAAAUAUUGUAAAGAGAAGACAAUUCC